Carassius carassius (crucian carp) is the source of this 2414-nucleotide messenger RNA. RefSeq names its product tumor protein p53 inducible protein 13 (gene tp53i13). The transcript is spliced from 9 exons. The record is from RefSeq and is a predicted model, not a curated record. NCBI's taxonomy places the organism in Eukaryota, Metazoa, Chordata, Actinopteri, Cypriniformes, Cyprinidae. Bases 486 to 1913 code for a protein of 475 amino acids. Gene Ontology annotation, cellular component: cytoplasm.
UGUGUGUGUGUGUGUAUCCCCUGAAGGCUCACAAACACUCCUCACAUUAUUAUGUGUAUGAAGUUUACGUGAUCUCAGGCUGUACAGACCAUUAUAAACAGAAGACGUGCGCGUGAAUGGAAGGUGUACAUAAGGUUACAGCUCGCGAUAUUUCGAUUCAGGGGACUGAUGACUUUUAACUUCUCAAAAGAAAAACUUCAGAUGUUUAUAUAAGGACCCAAGACUUCAGACCAUAUCCGACGGCUCUAUUCUGCUUUAUUACCAAUCGCGAUGCCGUUUUCUAUAACUUGGUUUCAUAUUUCUAAGUAAACAAAACUAACUUUCCAACAGUGAAGGUGUGGAUCGUGGAGCUCAGCAUGGAUCAUCAGACGCGUUUGAACACAGACUUUUACGUUUAUAAAGUCGUGCAGGGUGUUGGGAUUAUGUGGCGGAGAUUUAGUAAACCUUACCGUAUUGAAUGUAUUUGACUGCACUCGGAUGAAGUCAUGAGCCGUCGAGUGAUCAUCCUGUCUGGACUGAUUUGUCUCUGUAUGACACGGUGUUGUCCUUCCAGCCUGACACACUGCGACAAUGGCAAGACAAAUCUGGUCACAGACCUACCAGGACCUGACGAGCUUUUGUGUCAAGAGCUUUGGCCACAGUCACAGACGAAUAUGCCUGAUAUUGACACAAAACAUACUAUAAAGGCUCCUGGUCACAUCUGUAUGGAGACACCCAUAAUAUACAAUGACCGCAUACCAACCCAUGGUCCUUACCGGCCUGUUGAGGCAGAGAGUGGAGAGUAUCUUUACUGCCCCCCUCAGCGAUGGCUACACAACCUCAAAAUUGGAGCGCUGGUGUUUCUGUAUCACCCGUGUGUCUCAGCGGAAGCUCGCAGGAGUUUGGCGGGGUUGGCUCGCUCGUGUCUGUCUCAUUACAUCCUCACACCUCACCCCUGGCUCAGCCAACACAGACCUUUAGCGGUGGUCUCGUGGGGUCGCUCACUAGAGAUGUCUCGCAUCACGCUGGGGGUUUGUGAUUGGUUGUUUGCCAUUUCCUCCGAUAUUAGUCUGACUAAUACAAGCCAAAGAGCAAAGUACAAUCUAUAUUUGACAAAACCAGCACCUAUGGACAAACCGGAGAACACCAGUCAAGAGAUGUCCAAAGUGGAGAGAUUAAAGUUCCUUAAAAACUGCUGCAUGGAGACUCUCAGUCUCAUCGAGGUACAGAGGACCAGAGGGAGAACCAGGAAGAGCAGGAUGGUCGUCAAACAAUCCCUGAAAGAAGUGGAACUGAAAGAUGACGUCAAACCAGAAUCUGCUAAACUGAACCAUACAGACACACUACUACAAAAUCAUACAAAAAAGAUGGCCUCCUUCUCAGUGCUAACUGUUACACAAUCUCUCAGUUCUGCAAAGAACAAUUCAAAGACAACCGAGAAGCAAUUGCCACAAAAUAAUGUGACUAAAAGACAUGAAUACCAAACAGACAGAAAAACACAGAAGAAAACUAUGGCAGAAAGUAAGAAGCAUCGCAUUAAGACUGACACAAAAGCUCAGAGGUCUGGAUCUGAAUGCGGGGAGCUUGGACAGUGUGGAAUCUCAGACUCCUCAAAGUCUCCUCAUUUAGGAGGGCCACUGAGGGGCGAGAGGAUACCCAUACAACGUACAGAUGAGGCCGUGUGGGCAGCAGGCGCUUUGGGAUUCCUCUUAGUGCUUCUCACCCUGUCUGUGCUCCAUACACGCCUCUAUCGUCACUGGAGAUCUUCAACCAGUCUCUACUGGCAUGACGACCAGCAAGACUAUGAGAGUGUGGGUGACAUCAUCCGGCGGAGGCUUAGGAUGGUUGGUCGGAGGAAGAGGAGGAGUAUCCAGAACAGAAGACAGGAAUGUCCACUUUUGUCUAACUCCAGCAAUGAGGAGAACUCUGACUAAUGGACAGGACUGGUGAAGAUACAAGAAAUCAUACAAACUGUUGGAAUAUCUUCUGGCACUCAUGAAUAUGGACCUUUUUAUGAAGCUAAGGAUAGCUUUUGUCCAAAUUCAGACAAUACUUCAAAAAGACAAUUUGUCUCUGGUAUUUCAUAUAGUGACAGUUAAGUGAUAAAGGUUAAUCAUUUUAUUUCUGCAGACAGUUUUCUAACAUUUAGUUUCAACAUUUAAACAUUGUGUAACUUGUGUGUUGCAUUGUCUAUUGUUGUUAUAGCAUACUGGUUAAUUAAAGCCACGAUGAAAUGGAAGUAGUGACAAAUAAUAUUUGUCAUAUUGUGAUGUACAUCAAAGUGCAACGCAUUAUCAAAAGAGAAAAAAAGUAGGGUACGGACUUUAUUAUAUCCAUCAAUAGUUUAUUAGAUUUUGACAUAUGGGCAUUGAAUUCAAAAGUGAAGGCAGAAAGGCAUAUGUCACCAGAGAACCAGAAGGACUAGUUUGGACUUG